Brenthis ino (lesser marbled fritillary) is the source of this 321-nucleotide messenger RNA. NCBI's taxonomy places the organism in Eukaryota, Metazoa, Arthropoda, Insecta, Lepidoptera, Nymphalidae. The record is from the annotation of a GenBank genome assembly.
AUGUUAUCUUGGUUGACCAGAGGCGCGUCGUCUUCGUCACCAGAUUCAGCUGAAAGAAACCCACUCGUACUGCCUUUUAGAGUUCCAAGGAGCUACGGAAGUGUGUUUCCCUAUUACAGGUUUAUGAGAGAUGCAUUAGGGGAAGUGUUGCCAAAUGAGGAAAAAGUUACUAACAACUUCGGCGGGGAGCGCUUCGACUCCAGCGCUGCUACUACAUCAUAUUAUACGUUCCGGCAUAAUGUGUCCGGCCUCCGAGCGAAAUGCUGCCUUCAGAGCGAGCCGUCCAUCGCACCACCUCCGCGAUUAUCAAGCGGCUUUCGU